UGGCAAUGCCGUUAAAACAGAUGUUUCAUUAACGAAAAAAAUUAUUUGUAUGUUUUUUAGUUUGAUUGAAUGAAGAAAAAAUUACUUUCUACUUUGAAACGAUAACUUAUUUAUUUAAGUGAUGCAAAGCAGUUUCAGUACAAUUUCAAGGUUUUGUCGAUCAUAUUUAAGGCGUAAACAAAAUUUACAAAGGUCGUUCAGCAUAAACAUCAUACACCGCAUGUCGCUCGUGAAUCAAACAGCUCCAGAGUCAUCACUCCAGACAACAACAUUACAACAAAAUUUGAAGGUGCUUGGUGUGCCAUCCAAAAUGCGUAGCGAUCCAGCUUUCAAGAAAAUAGAUUCGCCUGAAUACCAAAGCAUCUUUACAGAUGAGCUCCAAACGCUGAUUGAUAUCUUUAAACGAUAUAAUUAUGAGCUACGUAUAGCUGGGGGUGCUGUCCGUGAUAUUGUAAUGGGUAUUAAACCGAAAGAUAUCGAUUUAGCCACUACAGCUACACCGGAUCAAAUGAAAGAAAUGUUUAAUAAAGAAGAAGUACGUUUGAUAAAUGCGAAAGGCGAGAAACAUGGUACGAUAACACCUCGAAUACACAAUAAAGAAAAUUUUGAGGUGACCACAUUGCGUAUCGAUGUGCGCACUGACGGUCGGCAUGCAGAAGUACAAUUUACAACUGAUUGGCAAUUGGAUGCAAAUAGGCGUGAUCUUACAAUAAACUCAAUGUUUCUCGGCUUUGAUGGCACACUCUAUGACUACUUUUAUGGUUACGAAGAUUUAAUGCAACGACGAGUUGUGUUUGUUGGAGAUGCCGAUGUACGUAUUAAAGAAGACUUUUUGCGUAUUUUACGGUACUUCCGUUUUUAUGGCCGCAUUGCUAGAGAACCUUCCAAGCAUGACGUGGAAACCUUGAGAGCAAUACGAGAUAAUGCAGAAGGAUUAGCUCGAAUCAGCGGUGAACGCAUUUGGUCUGAACUUCAAAAAAUAGUCAUAGGGAAUUUCGGUUGCGAAUUAGUACAAGAAAUGAUAUCUUGUGGUUUAGGUCCACACUGUGGGCUACCAGCGGAUCCUAAUAUUGAUGAGUUUAAAAGAUUAACCGCCGAUUUGGUAAACUAUCCAAAACCACACACGCCAAUAUUAUUUCUGAUUGCAUUGCUUCACACGCACGAAGAUGCUAUGCACUUACACCAACGUCUCAAAUUAUCUGCUUAUGAACGCGAUUUAGCGCUCUUCGUCACACAGAAUAGAAAAAAGGUGGGAGCGGAAUUUUACAAAUUGCGGGAUUAUCAACGGCUUUGCUUGCAGCCUUACGCAAGACGUGAAUUUGUCGAGGAACUUUUGAAAUAUUCAAACGAACUAGAACUUUAUAAUGAAUUAAAAGCAUGGCAAACACCCCGUUUUCCAUUGACUGGUAGCAUUUUGAAACAACAUGGCUUAAAUGCAGACAAACGUAUGGGUAUGAUCAUGACGGCGCUCCGUUCCAUUUGGAUCGAUAGCGAUUUUUCAAUAAGUGGCGAUGAGCUUUUGAAAAAUCAUCUGCCGCAAGUGAUAGAAAGUCUAAAGUCACCGCCCAGUACUCCAAACAAAAAACGCAAAUCAGAAUGAUAAUGCUAUUAUAGUUCGAAAUAUAUUUUGGUAACUUUUAUUCGCAUUAUAUCUUAAAUUAUUGAAAUAUUUGUACCAUUUUUAUUCUAUAAAUAUAAUUAUAUAUACAUGCUGAA
Molecule: messenger RNA, 1716 nt
Organism: Zeugodacus cucurbitae (melon fly)
Lineage: Eukaryota; Metazoa; Arthropoda; Insecta; Diptera; Tephritidae
Product: CCA tRNA nucleotidyltransferase 1, mitochondrial
Exons: 3
Coding region: 122-1600 (492 amino acids)
Biological process (GO): RNA processing
Molecular function (GO): RNA binding; nucleotidyltransferase activity
Source: RefSeq, a predicted model, not a curated record